Messenger RNA from Neogale vison (American mink), 1779 nucleotides. RefSeq names its product IQ motif containing H (gene IQCH). Lineage: Eukaryota; Metazoa; Chordata; Mammalia; Carnivora; Mustelidae. The record is from RefSeq and is a predicted model, not a curated record. The transcript is spliced from 10 exons. Gene Ontology annotation, molecular function: protein binding. The coding region runs from base 1 to 1779 and encodes 592 amino acids.
AUGAAAGUCACAACACCUUCGAGAACUGUGAAAUCACCAUGGGAUUAUGACUUUUUUAUUUAUAAUGGUGUCAUAGACAAGGAAGCCCCAGACUUCUUAGCAUUCAAGGAACAUUUUAAUUUAUCUUGGGGAAGUAUUUUUUCUCUCUUGGAACACAUCAAGAAGUUUCUCAGGGACUAUGCAAUACCAGAAGUUAAAAUAAAAGGGAACAAUUUGGUAGCCUUCCUUCCAGAGUUUGAGCUGAAGAAUAAACUUACCAGAUACGACUUUCUCACACUGUUAGAGAACCCACUUCAUAUCCAGAUGAUGUUAAAUCUUCCGGGGCAAAGGUACAAGGGCCAAGAUGGAAGGUCAGAGGCUGCCAACAAGAUCCAAGCCACAUGGAAAUGCUUCAGAGCAAGAAAAUUAUUCCUCUUGUAUCGCCAGCAGAAGUGGGCAUCAGGUGUGAUUUCCAUUGCGUGGCUCUUACAUUGCCACAAGACCCGAGUGAAGAAGAUCCUGAAGGAAUCACGUGAGAGACACCUGGAGAAUUUCCGUAUUCGAGCCAAGCAUCUGGCAGCCAACUGGAAUCGCAUCAGGACCUCCAGGAGGACUAUUAUCCAUAUCCCAUCAUUAGGAUAUUCUCUGCCUGUGCGACAAAAUAUUGACGACUUCAACACACUGCAGAAUAUGCAGCUGGGGAGGCUGUGUGACAUCUUAGAUGCCAAUGUGAGCGUCAUCUACAUCUGCUCCCAUCAGAUGAACGACGAGUUACUGCUGUAUUACGAUAAACUCCUGAGUCUACAGGCAGCUGUCAAAUCAGGGAACCUUGAGGACAGAAGUGACCUGCAGGACAGGUUCAAAAUUAUCACCCCCGAAGCUAUCAACAUCUUCCCUAUGCUAGAACAGCUAGGUCAGCUGGUCAUAGAUCACCUGGAAAUUCAACGAUGGCUCUUUAAAAUGGACUAUGAGUUUGGAGGAAACGGGACUGCCUUUUGUGACGUUGCUUCUCAUCUACAGUGCUACAAGUGGUUCCUACAGGAGAAGAGCAGAUAUGGCCGUGAGAACUGGAGGAAGAAAUGGGCACAGGAGCCAGCUUUGGUGAAGAUCUCCGAGGAGCUGGCGGGCAUUUUAGCACAGCACGCACAGCCAGUCAAUGAGAAACGGUUCCCGACGUGGAGGAAAUUCCUCCAAACAUUUCUCUGUCAAGGAGGCACGAUGGAAGCGUACCCACCCGCAGGAAGUGUCACCAACCUGACGGUGGACAUGCUGAUUGAGCCCAAUGGAGAAAUCCGAGUGCUGUCCACGGGGGACCAGCUCCAUGCAGAAGGCCCCUUCAUCUCUACUGGUACCACCAUGCCUCAGACCUCAGUGGAUCCCCAACUCCUCUGUUCUUUGUGCCUCAAGAUUGGAAAUGCUUGUAAAAUGAAAAAUGUGGUUGGUUACUUUUCUAUAGACCUGGUGACAUUUAUUGAUCCAUCCACCCUGGAACAACAGGUGUGGGCAACAGGCCUCAGCCUCUCAUACAGUGACCAGCUGGCCCUGACUCAGCUCACCUUAUACCUGACCAACGGCCAUCUGGAUUGCAGUCUGAGCACCCUGAAAGUGCCCUUUGUUCCUAAGAAAGAGAAGAAAAUGAGCUGCCUUAAUGCCCUCUCAGUGUCGUCCCCAGCAACCAUUCGCUAUGCGGUGAUGAGUACCCAGCUGAAGCACAACAAUCUCUCGCUGAUUUUCCACUAUGUCUUCCUCCAAAUGUGUAAGGCCCAUGGCAUUGGCUAUGACUUUGAGAACAAUCGGUGA